Messenger RNA from Linepithema humile (Argentine ant), 3216 nucleotides. RefSeq lists its product as uncharacterized. Gene Ontology annotation, molecular function: mRNA binding. Gene Ontology annotation, cellular component: nucleus. The record is from RefSeq and is a predicted model, not a curated record. NCBI's taxonomy places the organism in Eukaryota, Metazoa, Arthropoda, Insecta, Hymenoptera, Formicidae.
CCAUGAGCACACAAUCCGGUUGUUCUCUUUGCUGGCAGGAUCUUCGCGUCGUAGUUCUUCAUGUCGCUCUAAUGAAUCCAUUACAAAGAUACGUUUCAACAUAAAAAGAUACAUUAUGCAUAUAUUUGUGUUUAUACAUAUUAAGUGUUUAUAAAUAUAUUACGCGUUUAAUGUAUAUGUGCUUAUAAAUGCAUGUGUAUUACUUUUGUAUCCAUAACUACGUAAGGUUGUUCUGAAUCAGAUGGUAUUGAUUGUUGAUCGAGAUUGUGUAUCGAAAUGGAAAGUAAUAAAUCAAAGGAGAACCACAAAGCAAGUCGAAGGAGAAGCAAGAAAGAGGAAAAGCGCGAGGCAGAAAAGUUGAACUCGAAGAGCGAGGAAUCUAUAUUGUGGCCGUAUUAUUCCGUUACCGGUGCGGAAAACACGAUGAAUAUCAUGCAGCAGGAGACGUCAUCAAAUCUGAACAAUUUGGACAAUGGAUCAAUUGUAGGAAAUGAGAAUAACUCGAAGUCCUCGCUUAUGUGUCCGGCAUUACGCCGACAAUUGGAGACUCAUAAGAAUAUCUUAAAACUUCUGCAUGAGCAUAAGCUAGUUUCCACGCAGAUUAACGGCCAGAGAAUUCUCAGCAUUCAGCCGAUCCGAUGGAAUGGACCAACACCUGGAAUCGAGUGCGAGAUCUUCGUCGGCCGCAUCCCGAAAACGAUUUACGAGGACACUUUGUAUCCGUUGUUCAAAGAGAUCGGCGAGAUCUUUCAGAUCCGAUUAAUGGUAGAUAUGGCCGAAACAACAAGAGGCUAUUGCUUCAUCAUGUACACAAAUCCUAAGGAUGCCGUGCAUGCCAUCGCUCGACUUGACGAAUAUGAGAUCCUACCUGGCAGGAAGAUACGAGUGUUAGCAACGAUUAACAAGUGCAAGCUCUACAUUGGCCCUUUGCCAUGGCAUAUUGCAUCAGAAGAAGUUGUCAAGGUAAUUUACGCAUCAGUAUGGGAUAUUGAGUACGUGUCAAUCUAUCGAUUUCCAAAUCACGACGCAGCUUACGCAAUAGUUUCCUUCAAAUCACAUCGCAAUGCAGCUUUAGCGAGACGAAAAUUGAGACCUGCCAAACUUUUCAAAUGCAACGAAGUACAUGUUGAAUGGGCGCGUGUCGAUUGGAAUCCCUCUAAUGUAUAUGAAGAUCGCGGCACAGUAAACGAUAAGGGCGAUGUGCAGAUCACUCGAAGAUAUUUGCAGCCUAAGAGAGCUGUGUCUUUGGUUUCAACGCAGAACAAAUCGAAUUAUAAUCGGAAGCAGAUCACGCCGAUCUGCCCGCCCAAAAGCAACGGUCGUGUCAGUCCUUCCAAAUCCGCCAAAUGCAACGGUACCCGUUAUUCCACUAUGCUGACUAUGUCGGCUAUGCUAGACGAAUCGCGCAAUAAUAAACUGAAGGUAAACACGGAUAUCAACGACAAUGUGCAGCUGUUGAACGAGCAUUGUAAGGACAAGAUGUACUGGAAGAACGACGCAGAUGCGAACAGUUUUCCCAACUUUGAUAUGUGGAAUUCUAAUCUGGUCCCCUCGUUACCGAACUCGCCCACAGAUUCGAGUAGUUUAAAGAAUUACGAAUCGUUGGAUAAAAUAUUGAAUCAAUCAAUAUACAAUUGGGAGAGCAGCAUAAAAUACGUGUCGCCGAAAACUUCCUCGUUUAAUGGAUAUCGAUAUCCAAAUGAUCCCGGAGUCUCGGAUUAUUGCCAUCCCACUUAUAAUUAUUAUCUGAACAAAACGGUUGAUCAAAAUCAGCCGAUUUCUACCGGCGCCGUUCGGUAUCAGACCUUUCCACAUCAAAGUCGUUCAUCAGCACCGUGUUACAUGCUACUGCAGUCGCAGAAUAAUUAUCUCUAUUCGAAGAAUCUUAUGACUUAUCCGCAGUCGUCGAUCGUUAAUCGUAGCGAUGGUUACGAUCAGUGCGCGCCGUUAUCAGCAAACUGCAGCGAUCACCGAUCAUGUUUUUGCAACGGACAGACGAGCGCUCACAAGCCAAUCGGGAGUUCCACAGUUGGAAAAUUUAACAAUUGCGAAUUUUACGGCGUGACUCCGGCAAAAGUGGAAAACGAGACCGUGGCGGGUUCGGGUCCGGUCAAUUUCACGUCGAGUUGCAAUCAGAAUUGCGCGUCGAACUUCGUGCUGAAUUUUACGCCGAUCUACGCGUCAAGUGCCGCGUCGGAAAAUGCGACGGCACCAUGCGCCGUUUCAUAUAAUACAGCGAGUGAGAAGAAGCGUCCAAAACCAAUCUUAAGUCACACUAACGGCCAUAUUUCAUAAUGGGAAGGAUGUUUUUCUCCAUUCCUUUCCCCCCCCUUUUUUUCUUUUUCCUUUUGUUUCUUUUGACAUCUUACGCAAAUUUUAGAAAACGGCGGCCAUCAAAUACCAAAGAUGACAUUUUUACGUUUAUUUCAUGCAUUAAUAUGACAAUCGGGGAUAUAAUUUUUUUAUUUCUAUUAAUGUUGCUAUCGGCCGUUAGUGUUUGCAUGUAAGCGUAAAGAUUUUUUUUUAUGUAAAUGUUACCGGAAACUCGGUACAUUGCUUAUUUUAUAUUUUAUAAUAUUUUAAUAAGUGUAUGUCAUGCUGCCAUUUUUAAAAUCGCGUAUAAAUCGUUGGCACAUAUUUAUUUUUUAACGAUCUACAUGAUCGCGACUUGCUUACGAAAUGAGCUUACAGAUUUAUAUUGAUUAGUUAAGUUUUAUGUUGAGCGUUCUUAUAUUUAUUUAUAAAGCCUGAUUGACCAUCCACAAAUAUUUUCUAAUCGCACAAUUUUUAAAGGUCUUAGAUUUUUUUACUGUUAUAUUUUUGUUAUCUUUACGUGCUCGAAAUAAGAAAUCCUCUGGAGAACGCGUUAUUAGAAAUUAUGCCAAACUUUCAGAAAUCACGCUAUAUUUUAAGAAUAAGACUGAACAUGAAGGUAGAAAUGACAAUAAGUAGUAUUACAUAAUAAUAUUACAGUGUAAAUGAUUCGACAAGAUGAAAAUAUCAUGUUUCAAGAAAUGUCAUACAAGUACAAAGUACGAAUCAUGUUCUUCCGAAAGCAUUAUGUUACAUUAAGUUACAGUUAAUAACAGUGAUCAAUACCGCUGUUUCUUUAGCAUAUCCGCAUAAAGUGAAUAAUAUUAGGUUAUUAUUCAUUGACUUAUUCAUUGAUCUGACUAUAAUUGUAAGGAAUAAACUUUAAUAGUUUAUCACGAUAUC